AUGUGGAAAACAUUCAAGUGCAGGUCAGGUUUGUCUAUACACAUGAGAACACACACAGGUGAGAAGCCAUUUAUUUGCAAAACAUGUUCGAAGAAUUUUGGAAAAAGUAGUCAUUUGAUCGUCCACAUGAGAACACACACAGGUGAGAAGCCUUUUACUUGCAAAACAUGUUCGAGGAAUUUUGGAAAAAGUUGUAGUUUGACGGUCCACAUGAGAACACACACAGGUGAGAAGCCAUUUUCUUGCAAAACAUGUGGAAAGGAUUUUCAAUAUAGUUAUCAUCACUUGAAAAGCCACAUGAGAACACACACCGGUGAGAAGCCAUUUACUUGCAAAACAUGUGGAAAGAGUUUUGGACUUAGUGAUAGCUUGAGGGUCCACAUGAGAACACACACAGGUGAGAAGCCAUUUUCUUGCAAAAUAUGUGAAAUGGAUUUUCGAUAUCGUUCUCACUUGAAAAACCACAUACGACACACAGGUGAGAAGCCAUUUUCUUUCAAAACGUAUGGAAAAGAUUUUGGACGUAAUGAUGACUUGUUGGUUCAUGUGGAGAGCCCACUCUGCAGAAGCCGAACUGCAAGAAAACAUAAUUUGAGGCUACUCUGUUGA
Messenger RNA from Pseudoliparis swirei, 609 nucleotides. RefSeq names its product gastrula zinc finger protein XlCGF9.1-like. Gene Ontology annotation, biological process: regulation of transcription by RNA polymerase II. NCBI's taxonomy places the organism in Eukaryota, Metazoa, Chordata, Actinopteri, Perciformes, Liparidae. Gene Ontology annotation, molecular function: DNA-binding transcription factor activity; RNA polymerase II cis-regulatory region sequence-specific DNA binding. The record is from RefSeq and is a predicted model, not a curated record.